Molecule: messenger RNA, 1768 nt
Organism: Eleginops maclovinus (Patagonian blennie)
Lineage: Eukaryota; Metazoa; Chordata; Actinopteri; Perciformes; Eleginopidae
Product: small integral membrane protein 32-like
Exons: 3
Coding region: 694-1035 (113 amino acids)
Source: RefSeq, a predicted model, not a curated record
AGAAGGGAAGCUAUUCACGAACAAGUGUGCUGCUGUGUUUGGUCCUUUGCUAAUCCCUCCUCUCGUCUCAUUUUAGUCAUACGGAAUCGAUAUUCCCGUAAGGGCAGACCUACAGCAGCCUCUAUCCGUAUCGACACUUUACUGGAUAAAAGAGGAAGCGACGGGUUGGGAAACGGAGGAUCCGGAGUGUCCUUCCUCUGCGCUCAGUACGCACAGUCAAAGGAGACCUUGUCGAUGCGCACCAAGAUCCGCAAGAGGACAUGAUGUAUGCGCACCAGGGAGCAACGAUGAACUUCACCUCCUCUGACAGACCCUAGAGUCAUUUGGAUGUCACUACUGUAUUCUAUUGCAGUUUGUGCUUGACCACAUGCAUGGCAGGAGGAUUUGGAUUUAAACAGCAACAAGUGAAAUUGAGCGUCCUCUGGGGCAGGAGCGGACAGAGCAGGGCACACUGAGGAAUGCAGAGCCGGGAUUUUGUCUUUUACAGCUCACCUGCGGAACUACUCGCAGCGCAAACCAAAGCUGUUCCAAAAUUUGUCAAACAGGAAUUGCUACGGAUUCUUCUUUGUCGUUGCAUCAUCAGAGACUGGACACGCAUACUGAACCCAGACGGGGUCAGUGGGCUGCAUAACCUUCUCCGUCUCUUUGUAAUCCUCCAGCCGACCCACGCAGCCGGUGAGCACACGGGGCGCCAUGCUAAGGCAGAUCCUCCUCAACUCGACCCACACCCCGGACUUCGACUUGGUGCUCAUGGCCCAGUCCUCUACGCACGCGCCUUCCUCCCUGAACGCCUCCCACGAAGGGUCGGUGAGCGUGGCCGCUCUCCUGAGACCCACUGCGGGGCGAGGAGGAGGAGGACUCCGGGAGGGCGAGCUCCACAAACCGGACCUGAUCACAUACAUAGUCAUGUGCCUGCUGCUCUUCCUGUUGGUGUUGCUCAUUGUGUUCUUCAUCAACUGUCAGCUGCGGAACUCUUUCUUCGCUUCCAUGCCAUAUGACAGGUCACUGAGAGAGGCCAGGACCUCCUACAAGUAAGCUAGACCCCCAGGACAAAUAUCUGGGACUCUGAGACUGUUGUUGGGGUUUAAUGAUUAACUGGUCACCCCUGAACUGCUGCAAGUACUGGACUCAUGAAAUUGUUGCCUUUAUCAGUUGUUUUGAACUCAUUGGAAAGCAUAAGUAACCUGGAAUCCCCAACAAAACCCCAAAUUAUAGGUCCAGGUGAUAAUUAAAGAGAUGUUUCCCACAUUUUUCACUUUAAGGCCUAAAUCACCAUCCCAAAGAAAUGCCCCUCAGGCCGUGGGUGUCAUUUCAGAAGAUUAAUGGGGCUUGGGCCUACUUCAGGUGGAAGGAUACCACUAUAACUCCUGAUUAAAUUAGUGACUUGUAUAUUUUCUGGUAAUGACUUAAUAAAGUGUGAAACAAUCCAUCAUCCUCUGCAACCCUCCUCGUGAUGCCACACUGCACUUUGGAAACACAUUACGUAUUCCUUUACAUUACACUCCCAAGCUUGUAUUUAUUCGUCUGGCUGAUACGAAUUUGACCUGGUGUCUGCAAUCUGCAGAAAUUCAUAGUAUUUCACACAGGCGGGAGUGUUCCAUGGUAAAAUGACUUAUGGUAACAGGAAGAGUCUACAGUAGAUUGUAUAUACAAUAUUUUGUAUGCCUGUAAUUUAACUGUCUUGUCUUGCAACAUUAUGAAAUCAACACAAAAUGUCCCUCUGUCCAUUGUAAAAUGCUGAUUAAAUGCCAGAAUAUAGGCCCAUAUC